Molecule: messenger RNA, 2390 nt
Organism: Saccostrea echinata
Lineage: Eukaryota; Metazoa; Mollusca; Bivalvia; Ostreida; Ostreidae
Product: spindle and kinetochore-associated protein 2-like
Exons: 9
Coding region: 7-786 (259 amino acids)
Biological process (GO): cell division; mitotic cell cycle; chromosome segregation
Cellular component (GO): outer kinetochore; spindle microtubule
Molecular function (GO): microtubule binding
Source: RefSeq, a predicted model, not a curated record
UCCAAGAUGGAGUCUAAAGUAGAAGUUUUAGAGGCAAUGUUCCAAAAAGCAGAAUCUGAUCUGAAUUUUCUGUCAAGAAAACUGGAUUUUGAAUUUGACCAGAAUAAUGAAGAAAAUAAGACAAAUCCAUCGCAAAUGCUUCAGAAAAUUGCUGACAUAAAGAAAGAAUUUUCAUCCAUUGUCCAGGAAGCUGCAGCCAUUCAAGAGGCACAGAAAGAAGCGAUGGCCCAGUUUCAGUCACAACUUCUUGGUGCUUGUCAGCUUUUGCAAAAAAUACAGGAACAAGGGAGUUUAGAGUCAGAGGAAAAGCCAGAAGAGUUGGUGAAAUUAGAAGAGUUACUGGGUGUCAACCUUCCUCAUUAUCAGUCUGACACUACAGCAUCCAAUUCACAGCAGGAAGUCGACCAAUCACAACCAGCCAAUAGCAACCUGACCUUUACCCUCAAUGCAAAAAGUACAGAAGAAACAGAGAGUCAGACAAAGGAAACAUUAUCUCCCGCAGAAAGGCGGUCACAGUCCAGUGAAUUUAUAGAAUUGUCAGAGGAAGAAUUUGACUCUGUUCCAUCACUUGUAAAAGGGAGGGUCAAACUCUCAGAUGUCAAUAUGACCUACAGAGUUUUGUGGAGACAUUUUAAAGAAGAAGAAAACAGCAAUCCUUUGGGACCUUCUGAAAUGUACAAAAUAGGGUUAAAGGUAUCUGGUGCCACAGGAGAAGCAAAACUUAAGGUUCUGCGAGCUCUAAAGCUAUGUACAAUCUCCAACAAAAUGGAAGUCAAGUUGGUUUGACAAAUCAUUCAUUGGAUCAAAGAAGGGCCAAUGUAUUUGGAAACAGUAAUUCCAAGUCACCAUGAUGGGAUGAAAAUCUACCAUUAUAGUUAACUGUGAGAAACACUUAAGUAGUGCAGAAGAAAUGGUAUAUCUGACUUCUGAAAUUGGAUUGGAAAUUUUCAGGAGACACUUAGUCUUGAGUAUACUUCGAAACACAUUAUUAUCAUGGUAUUCAUGGAAACAUAUAUUGGAAAUUAACUGUUAUGUUUGCUCUCCUGAGCAAAAAGCUGAAGUGGGCUUCUCUGAUCCAAGAUUUGUCUGGCAUAUGUACAUGUGUGUACAGGUCACUAUUGUUAGCUCAAACUCUGAUCUCUAAAAGUUCUUGAUUUCUCAAAGUGAGCUCCCAGUCCCGAUUUUUCCCCUUGAUAAAUCAGACAAAUUUUCUAUCUCUGGAACCUUGUUCUCUCAAUUUUGUAAAGUAUUUUCCAAGUUUCAAUUUCUUAUAUAUUUUACUCUUAAUCACUCAAAGUGUACUGGUAAUGCAGAGUUAUUUACUAUCAUGGAAAUUCUGUAUUUAUCCAUUUUUUGGGGUUAAAUUAAACCAAUAUAUUGUUAGUCAUAAAUUACAGACAAAAAGAUCAAAUUACAGAGAAAAACCAUUUAAAUUACUGAAAACUGCAGAAUGGGGUAAACAACUCUGGUAAUGGUGACAUCACAUGCAUCACUGUGUAAAUACUGGGGUGUUUAAUGGUUGUAAUGACUUUUUUUCCCAUAAAUUGAAUGUAUACAUAAGUUUACUUUUAUAUACAGGUGUAGAUAAAUAAAUUAUUGAAUAGAUUAGAAGCUUACUUGGUCCAAUAUCAUUUCAGAAGAAAGUUAUUUUAACUACAAUCUUGACAUGUGCUGUACCAAAUUGACUACCUAUGGCUGUGUUCAUUUUUGUUAAUGGGACAAAGUGAAACCAUAAAAAAUGUACAAUGUAAGUGUUUUAUUAACCCAACUGAAAGCUUUACAAAUGUGAUAUGUUUAUUUUAGGGAUGUCAACAAGUAUUCAAAAACUAGAACAUGUACUUGACUAUUACUCAGUAAUACAGACUAUAUGGGCUAAUUUUUUAUUUAUUUAUUUAUUUUUAUUUUUUUUGCUUGAUUAGUGAUUAAAAACAUGUAAUUGAAAAUUCUCUGAUGAGGAUCCAAUCAUACUUUUUUUUUUUUUUAAACUGGAAUGAUUACAUAUUUAAGCAUACUUGUAACUGGGGAGAUAGACGUAUAUGUACUUUGAUAUUUUGUUUGAUGUCAAUUUAGAUCUAAUAAGACCAUGGAACAUUAACUGGCAAAAUUGGAGCUUACGUCAUUUCCAUUUGUAACAGUCAUAGACAAUGAAAUGGGCGGGUACAAUUUCACACGGAUGUCCGUGAAAACAUUGGAUUGAAAUUCUAGUUUGAAAUUCAUUUUCAAUCCACCUGAGCUAUUUUCAAACGCAAAGUGUGAAUGUAUGAUCCAAAAGACAAAUAAUUUCAAUUCCCAAUAACAUGUUGCUUGAAAUUCAUAUUUGUAUGAGUUUUUUAGACUAUAAUUUUAAGGACACAUAAAAGUAAUAGAAGACAGAUUAUUUUUUCAGGGGA